AAAAAAGGUCAAGGUCAUUGGAUUAAAAAUGGCAGCUGUAGAAGGAGACGGGCUAGAGAGGAGGGUUUCCGUUCCCCAUGAGGAGACUCCUACCUCCCCUACGGUCCUUCCUUGGGACAGGUUCUCCAAUUGGAUCCAUUGUGCGUGUGUUGUCACAUUCGAUUUGGAGCUGGGUCAGGCAAUGGAGCUGAUUUAUCCAGGCCAUGUUAAGCUGACAGAUGUGGAGAAAACAAACAUUUGCUAUUUGUCUUUCCCUGAUUCCAAUUCAGGAUGUAUGGGAGACACACAGUUCCAUUUCCGGAUUCGUCAGAGUCCGGGCCGGAGACAUUUUCCAAAGUCAGCGAUCCAGAAAGACUACCCUCACCAACUACAGGCAGACAAUGGUUAUUUGUACGGUUUUGUGUAUUUCCGCCAAACAAAAGACAAAAGCAUCAAAAGAGGAUACUUUCAGAAGUCAGUGGUGCUGGUUUCCAGGCUCCCGUUCAUAGCUUUGUUUAACCAGUUGGUCAGUAUUAUUGCCCCAGAGUACUUUGAUAACGGAGAGCCAAGUCUGGAAGCAGCCUGUCAUGACAUUGACCAAUGGCAGUGUCCGCUAGGUGGAGACACUGUCAGUCUGCCCAUAUUUGGAACAGUCUUACAGGUCCGGAUCCCCUCGCGGUCGGACAAGCUUCUAGACAGGGUACCAAUCAAAACCACCCCAUCACCUGUUCUUCCAGCCCCAUCCAUCUUGCCUUCUCUCUAUGAAAUUGACAUCUUCAGCUCCUUUCAGACCAUUCUUCCUCACAUUCAGAUGUUGUGGGAGCUGGUGCUUACAGGAGAGCCUUUGGUUGUCAUGGCAGCAUCUCCAUCAGUGACCUCAGCAGCAGUCCAAGCCUUAAUAAGUUUGAUUGGACCACAGAAGUAUUGCUCAGACUACCGGCCAUACUUCACAAUUCACGACAGCGAAUUUAAAGAGUACACAACAAAAACCCAGGCUCCACCUUCAGUUAUAUUGGGGGUUACCAAUCCAUUUUUUGCCAAAACAUUACAGCACUGGCCUCACAUUAUAAGGAUAGGAGAGAUGAUGACUCAAGUGCCUAAAGGAUUUAAUAAACUAAAGAAAGUCAGCAGCAUGAAGACCCUGGAUGCCAAACCAGGGGUUUACACAAGGUACAAACAGUUCCUGGCCAAGGAUAAAGGAAUUCUCAAACGAAUCAUCAAGGGAAUGCAAGCGAAACGACCAGUGGAAGCCCAGAAUGCAAUUCUUCGACGGUACUUCCUUGAGUUGACGCAAAGCUUUAUGAUACCAUUGGAACGUUACAUGGGAAGUCUGAUGCCUCUACAAAGAAAUAUUUCUCCACAUAAGUGCCCCCCAAGUCUUCGCCCCUUUGACACUGAUGAGUUUCUGAGCACCCUGGAACGCUCUGGUCCUCAGCUGACCUCUGGGAUCAAGGGAGAUUGGGAGGGGCUCUAUCGCCGGUUCUUCCGGAGUCCGAACUUUGAGGGGUGGUAUCAGCACCGGCAAUCAGAGGUCAACCAAAAACUGCAGGUUCUGCAUUUGGAGGCCCUCUGUAAUGCUGAUCUGGCGGAUUGGAUUCAGGACAAAGAGGAAGUGGAAGUGGUGGAUCUUAUUCUGCGAAUCCGAGAGAAACUUGCUUUCGCUGUCAAUAAUGAUAUUGCUAUAAAUGAAGAAAGUGUUCACAAACUGAAGAAACACUUGGAUGUGAUUGUUACCUCCCUUCCUGAUGAUCUUCAGUCUGUUCUCAAGAGUUGACACCAGAGGAAGUCAUAACAGGAAGUAACUGGUGCACGUGCUCAGUGGUGCUCAGGUCAUCGUGUAUUUGAUGACAUAUGUGCUAUAAGGAAACACAGGAUACUAGUCAAGACAUGUAAAUAAAUAGAUGCACUGAAGUAGAUCUGGUUGCCAUACUCACUUACAUGUAUCUGUGAGUGAAAGUUUUAUGUGUAUGUGUACAGAGUACAUGUACUAGACAGUAGUAAGUUCAAGCAGAGACUUUCUACAUUAUGUGCAGAUAUUCCUAUUUGUAUGUACAAGAGUCUUUGUAAAAGAAGACUAGGAAACACAUUUUUGUAUAAAUUAGGAAAAGUACAGGCAUUGGAGAUUGAUGAGAUUCACACUCACGCGUACUGUCAAUAAAUUAGCUCCUGUGCAUAAAUGUAAAAAUGGAAGAAAAAAGGUGGUCCAUCAAAAGCUUUAAGCUAUUUUGACUUACAUUAUGGAUGUCAUUUUGAUAGAAUCAUUUUAACCAAACUCUAAAGGAAAGAAAUUCAAAAGCUUUUGACAUGAAUUGGCUGAUUUUAAGAAACUAGAUUUUAUAUCCAUAUAAUUGUAUGAGACUUUUACAAGGUACAACGUUUUUGAGAUAUUUUUUUUAUCAUGGUUAAGAAGACGUACUUGGAUAUUUAUUCACAACAUAAUGGAAUGCUGAAGGCAUUAGAUUUUUUCUGCAUCAAUUUUUUUAAAUAAAAUUUUUUCCAUGGCUUUUAUCAAAACUCUAGAAUAAAGGGGCCUUAUAUAAAAUGUUAUAAAUGUAGUAAACAAAAUGUAUGUAAAUUGUAUGUCGAUCAAAUGUUAGAAAUGAUUUUCUUUUAUAAUUGUAUUGAUCUGAUACGUUUCUGGAGAAUAAAAACAGGUGGGGAUUUUGGUCUUUAGCUUUGCACAGAUCUCACAGACACCCUGUUGUUAUAUGUUGUCUAAUUAAGCCUGGGGAUGGAGUAAGCCU
Messenger RNA from Magallana angulata, 2723 nucleotides. Its product is annotated as protein DENND6A-like. Gene Ontology annotation, molecular function: guanyl-nucleotide exchange factor activity. Gene Ontology annotation, cellular component: recycling endosome. The record is from RefSeq and is a predicted model, not a curated record. The transcript has 20 exons. Lineage: Eukaryota; Metazoa; Mollusca; Bivalvia; Ostreida; Ostreidae. Bases 29 to 1753 code for a protein of 574 amino acids.